Messenger RNA from Megalops cyprinoides (Indo-Pacific tarpon), 2946 nucleotides. It is a transcript of the gene dqx1, whose product is annotated as DEAQ box RNA-dependent ATPase 1. The transcript is spliced from 12 exons. Gene Ontology annotation, molecular function: RNA binding. Gene Ontology annotation, cellular component: intracellular anatomical structure; spliceosomal complex. NCBI's taxonomy places the organism in Eukaryota, Metazoa, Chordata, Actinopteri, Elopiformes, Megalopidae. Bases 371 to 2716 code for a protein of 781 amino acids. The record is from RefSeq and is a predicted model, not a curated record.
GCCAAGCAAAGAUGGCGGCUGCUCGGUAGUCGGACUGCUGUCAGGGCAAACCGAGUAUUUCCCCGAAGUCAAAAAUCACGGACUACCUGGGAGGCAUAGUGGUCUGUACGGAAGGAGGCGACCACACGUUGUGGAGUGCAGACGGGGCAACGGAGUGUGAUCGUGGCCGGACUCAGUGCUGUCAGAGUGUGAGUUUAGCAAAGUGUGUACCCGUACAUUCAACAGUGAAGAACCGUAGGACAGACUUUGACAGCGGGAUACUCCGCUCUUCCGGGGGCUUUCAGGGGUGGUUGCGGUGCAGUAAUGUGUCACAGGUAAUCUUCACUUACUCAGGUGCUACCCCCCGACCCCCCGUCCCUGUCCCUUAUUGAUGAUGUCGUCUGCGCCCGCUGUCCCGGGCCCCGCCCCCUCGCUGCCGGUGGUGGACUCGCUGUCGGUCAGCUCGCUGCUGUCCGGAGAGCUGGACGAGGAGGGCGAGGGGGACGAGGGAGAGCUGGGUGACCUGGAGGUGAACCCUUACGACGGGCUCCCCUUCUCCUCGCGAUACUACACCCUGCUGGAGGAGCGCAGGCAGCUGCCCGUCUGGAGCAUCAAGUACAGCCUGCUGGAGCUGCUGGAGACCCACAGCAUGGUGGUGCUGAGCGGGGAGAGCGGCACGGGCAAGAGCACGCAGGUGCCCCAGUGGUGCGUGGAGUACGCCCUCUCCCUGCAGUUCUCAGAGGGGCUGGUGUGCUGCUCCCAGCCCCACGCCACCGCCGCCGGCAGCUUGGCCCUCCGUGUGGCCGAUGAGAUGGACCUGAGCCUGGGCCUGGAGGUGGGCUACAGGGUCCCCCACGAGGAGGGCUGCACCCCGGACACUCUGCUGAGGUUUGUGACAGACUCCCUCCUGCUGAGCGAGAUGAUGUCGGACCCCCUGCUGCGGCAGUACGGGGUGGUGGUGGUGGACGAGGCGCAGGAGCGGACGGUGGCCACCGACGUGCUUCUCGGCCUUCUCCGCGACGUCUGCCGCCAGCGGGAGGACUUCCGGGUGGUGGUGCUCACGGCGCCCCCGCUGGCCGCCCGCGCGGCCGCCUUCCUGGGCGACGGGGUGCCCCUCCUCGCCCUGCCCCCGCCCGAGCGCCCCGUUGCCGUGGAGACGCUGUACCGCGAGCCCCCCGCCGGCAGGGACCCGGCCACAGCCGCGUGUCACAUGGUCCUCGACCUCCACCGCAGGGGUGAGGAGGGUGACGUGCUGGUGUUCCUCCCCAGCGCCCAGGAGAUCUGUGAGUGUGGGGCUCUUCUGGAAAAGGAGUCUGUGGCUCUGAGCCCUCAGUUGGGCGAGCUGAAGGUGCUGCUGCUGUACUCGACCCUAGGGGGCGCUACCCAGCGCGUAUAUGACACGGGGACCGAGGGGGAGCAGGAGGGCCAUGAGGGGGAGCGGGAUGCCCAGGGGGUACCGGGGGCAGCAGGGGGCCCCAAGCGCAGGGUCAUCCUCACAGACACCCUGGGAGAGGCGUCCUUCUCGCUCAACAACAUCCGCUACGUCAUUGACACGGGCGUGCAGCUCAGAACGGUCUACAACCCACAAAUCAGAGCAGACUCCCAGGUGCUGCGACCAAUCAGCCGGGAGCAGGCAGACAUGCGUGCACAGAGGGUCAACAGCAGCUCUCCAGGGCGGUGUUUCCGGCUGUACCCUCAGUCUCUGUACGAGGAGGGCAUGCCAGAGGCCCGCUGCCCGGGUGUGGCCGAAGCCAACCUCAGCCAUCUGGUGCUUCUGCUGAAGAGGCUGGACAUCGCCGACAUGGGCCAGUGCAAGUUCCUCGACCGUCCUGCCCCAGAGGCCCUGAUGCAGGCCCUGGAGGACCUGGACUACCUGGCCGCGCUGGACGACGACGGGAACCUGUCCGAGGUGGGCAUCAUCAUGUCGGAGCUGCCUCUGGAGCCGCCCCUGGCCAAGGCGCUCAUCGCCUCCUGCGAGUUCGACUGCGUCAGCGAGCUGCUCACCAUCGCCGCCAUGCUCACGGCUCCCUCCUGCUUUGUGACGCCCCUGCCCCAGAACGAGGAGGCGGCUGCGACUCACCGGCGACCCCUGCUGCACCCGGACGGAGAUCACCUCACGCUCAUUAACAUCUUCAAUGCCUAUGUCCAGCACAAUGAGGACGAGACCUGGUGCGCCAAGAACUUCCUGAACGCCUCCGCCCUGCGACUGGCCGUCGUGAUCAGGGCGGAGCUGCUGGAGGUGAUGCAGCGAAUCGAGUUGCCCGUCUCGCCCCCCUCCUUCGGUUGCCAAGACAAUGGCAGCAACAUCAAGCGUGCACUCAUCUCAGGGUUCUUCCUCAAGGUGGCCCAUGAUGUGGACGGCUCAGGUAACUACCUGCUCCUGACUCACCGCCACGUGGCGCACCUGCACCCCUUCUCCUCCUACCUGUGCCGCCGGCCCCGCCCCAACCCCCCCAGCUGGGUGCUGUACCACGACUUCACCAUCUCCCACGACAACUGCAUCCGCACCGCCUCUGAGAUCAACCCCCAAAUGCUGGUGGAGUUGGCCCCGCAGUAUUACCUGGGCAACCUGCCGGCUAGUGAGGGGAGGGACCUGCUGAUGGAGCUGAGGCAGAAUUUGGCACCUCCAGAUGAGCAGGGACGGGACGACACCGAGGGAGAUGCCGAGGGCCAACACGCGGACGAGACCGGCGAGACCCGGAACCAGUACAGCACGGAGAUGUGUACCCUUCAGUGAAGGACAGUGGAGAAGACCAGAGAUGCUUCAUGACUGAGUGGAGUUAAAGUGACUGUCAGGGUGUACCAGCUCUUCUAACACAUAUACAACACACUAACACACACACACACACACACACACACACACACAUACACACACGCAUAAAGAUGUGUGCAAAGACUGAACAGUCACAUGAAGACACAGUUAGACACACAAUGACACAGAGACACAUGCAGUCACACACCCAUGCA